Molecule: messenger RNA, 1842 nt
Organism: Penaeus vannamei (Pacific white shrimp)
Lineage: Eukaryota; Metazoa; Arthropoda; Malacostraca; Decapoda; Penaeidae
Source: RefSeq, a predicted model, not a curated record
AUGCCCACCUACCUACGCCCACCCUGCCUACGCCCACCUACCUACGCCCAUCUAACUACGCCACCUGCCUACGCCCACCUACCUAUGCCCACCUACCUAUGCCCCACCUGCCUACGCCCCACUGCCUUACCUACGCCCACCUACCUACGCCCAACUACAUAUGCCCACCUGCCUAUGCCCACACUGCCUACGCCACCUGCCUACGCCCACCUGCCUACGCCACCUGCCUACGCCCACCUACGCCUAACGCCCACCUACCUACGGCCCAACCUACCUACCUACGCCCACCUGCCUACGCCCACCUGCCUAGCCCACCUGCCUAUGCCCACCUGCCUACCCCACCUGCCCAUACCUACCUACGCCCACCUACCUAUGCCCCCUACCUAUGCCCACCUACCUACGCCCACCUGCCUAUGCCCACCUACCUAUGCCCACCUCUACGCUACCCACCUACCUACGCCCACCUACCUAUGCCCACUACCAACGCCCACCUGCCUAUGCCCACCUACCUAUGCCACCUGCCUACGCCCACCUGCCUACGCCACCUACCUACCCCCCAACUACAUAUGCCCCCUACCUACCACCUGCCUACGCCCACCUACCUACGCCACCUACCUACCCACUGCCUACGCCCAACUACAUAUGCCCACCUGCCUACCACCUGCCUACGCCCACCUACUAUGCCCACCUGCCUACGCCCACUUGCCUAUGCCCACCUGCCUAUGCCCACCUGCCUACGCCCACCUACCUAUGCCCCCUACUACCUGCCUACGCCCACCUACCUACGCCACCUGCCUGCCCACCUCCUACGCCCACCUGCCUAUGCCCACCUACCCUCCCACCUACCUAUGCCCCACCUGCCUAUGCCACCUACCUAUGCCCUACCUACGCCCACUGCCUAUGCCACCUGCCUACGCCACUUGCCUAUGCCCACCUACCCCACCUACCUACGCCCACCUGCCUACGCCCACCUACCUAUGCCCACCUGCGCCACGCCCCACCUACCUACGCCCACCUGCCUACGCCCACCUACCUACGCCCACCUGCCCCUACUGCCCACCUACCUAUGCCACCUACCUACGCCCACUUAACUAUGCCCACCUGCCCCGCCACGUACCACGCCUACGCCCACCCCCACGCUACUACUUACGCCCACCUACACCUACCUACGCCCACCUACCUACGCCCACCCUACCUACGCCACCUGCCUACCACUGCCUAUGCCCACCUACCUAUGCCACUACCUACGCCCACCUGCCUACGCCACCUGCCACGCCCACCUACGCCAACUGCCCACGCCCACCUGCCUACGCCCACCUGCCUACGCCCACCUACCUACGCCCACCUGCCCAUGCCACCUACUUACAUUCACCUGCCCACGCCCACCUGCCCUACACCCACCUGCCAACGCCGACAUGCCUGCCCACCUGCCUACGCCCACCUGCCUACGCCCACCUACCUACGCCCACCUACCUACGCCCACCUGCCUAUGCCCACCUACUUACGCCCACCUGCCCAUGCCCACCUGCCUACGCCCACCUGCACCUACCUACGCCCACGCCCACGCCCACCUGCCUACGCCCACCUGCCUACGCCCACCUACCUACGCCCACCUGCCUAUGCCCACCUACCUACGCCCACCUACUUACAUUCACCUGCCCACCUGCUACGCCACAUGCCUACGCCACCUACCUACGCGCACCUGCCUACGCCACCUACCUACGCCCACCUACCUACGCCCACCUACCUAUCCCCAUCCGUCCCCGCCCGACGAUAACAUGGUCGUUUCCAGCAUUGUGCUCUAUCUCAAAUGGUGUCAAUUGCACUCUGUUAUCAGUAUGA